AUGUUUCUAGUUGAAAAUGCUUAUGGUCUUGCUCGUCUUUAUUCUUGUCAUUUAUAUAUAGAAUUAAAAAUGAUCAAUGAAUUGAAAUCAGUAUUUAUUCUGGAUCUGUCCCCAUUACUUAUCUCAUCAUCGACAUUUAAUUCACUUACUAGUAACAGUUCAAAACCAAUGAGUAGAAUUAGUAAGGGUGUUGAUUGUGAGUAUAUUACAAAUUUAACUCGUCCGAAUGCAAUUUCGCCAGGAACGAUAUUUGAACUAAGAGGGUAUUGGCUAUCAUAUCUACAUUUUGCUAAAUAUGAUGAAGAACUUCGACAACGUAUUUUUGUUGCAUCGCAAUCGACACUUAAGAAUGUUUCAACUUUUUUCAUUGAAUUUUAUCAACGACAACUAGGUUUACGUUAUUCUUCAGGCGAUGCUUAUUUAUUCGAUGCUAUUAAAUAUUAUACUGCACGCUAUCGAAAUGCUCAUUUUAUAGUUACUAGUGAUGAUAAACCUUAUUGUGAAAAGCUCUUUCGUAAUCAAUCAAAUAUUUUUCUUACACCUGAGACAUAUUCCACUGGUGGUGAUCUAGUAAUUCUUUCACUUUGUCAACAUUCAGUUAUAACUGGUGGAACAUAUGGAUGGUGGACAGGUUAUCUUGCUGGUGGAGAAGUAAUACAUGAUAAAAUUUAUCCAUCAGGAUGUUCAAGACGUGAAUAUUAUUAUCCACCAUGGUUUUUAAUAGAUGGAAAUGUACGUGCACAUAAAUAUGCUAAGUAUAUUUUAUGA
This is a messenger RNA of Adineta steineri, 768 nucleotides long. The record is from the annotation of a GenBank genome assembly. Lineage: Eukaryota; Metazoa; Rotifera; Eurotatoria; Adinetida; Adinetidae.